CGAGCGGGGUUAUUCGUCGUCUUUAGACAUCACUCCGAUUCAGUACGGCUUCAACCGCGCUCGUCAUAAGUUCAAAUAUAUUUUCUGAUUGACUUGCUAAAGCUCAGUUAUAAACCUUUCAUACCAACCCAAAUCACCGGACCGCACAAUGUCGAAGGAGGAGUCCAAAUACGGCUUCAAGGACAAGGCCAAGGCAGAAGAGUCGUUGGAACUGCUGAAGAGCGAAGAUCACAAAUAUCAGGUGCUGACGGUCCGAGGGCUGCUCGGAAGGGCCAAACGGGUGCUGACUCUUACUAAAGCAGCAGAUAAGGUGAAGAACAUCAAGGAAGCCAUCGAAGUAUUCGAAACCUGGAUCGAAGAGAACUCCAACAGCUCUUCGAAAAAUACCAAACCCAAGGAUACCGAAGAGAAAGUGGACACUGUACCGGGUCUCGGUUUCAAAGACAAACAAGCAGCAGAAAAAACACUGAAAAUCUUAGAGGGCCGCGAUCCCGAUUACCAAAAACUUGCCGUGAAGGGCCUUCUAGGGAGUGCCAAACGCGUUCUACCGUCGACGAAAAAUGAAGAAAAGAUCAAAGCCAUCAAAGAGGCGGUGGCUGUGCUGGAGGAUUUCCUGGAAACCUUCGACCGCGAGGAACGAUCCAAGCAGAAUAUGGCGUACCUACCGAUCGAGUUAAUCAAGCCAUGUCUAGUGAAAUUCUCCCCUGAUAAACUAGCAGCGGAGUUCGUCGAAUGCUACGAUAAAGUUGCCAAAGGUAACUACAAACACCUGCGGACGAAAACUCCGAAAGAUGACGACAGCACCAGUUGGGAUAUCCUGCGCAACAAGAGCCUGCUCAAGUUGAAAGAAAGUGUCAAGAAAUCAGGCGAGAAGCUGUUUAAUUCGGAUGGUCAGCCGACCGAAAUGCACCUGAAGAUGAUAAGCUGGGCGUACAGUCCCAACGUGGACAAGCUGAAGGUCUAUUGCGCGAGUUUGGGAAAAGCAGCCGCCCAAAAGCGAUCACAUUCCGAGUCAUCCGAUAGCGAUAGCGAAGAUGAACCGGAAGAUAAGAAGAAAUCGAAAAAAUAAACUCAAUAGUGUGCAGUGUUUAUUGUGGUGAAGGACAUCAUUUGUUGGUUGAAAAAUAAAUUCUCUAAAUUAAUGACACGAAUAGUAAUUUAAUAUGAAAUUCUAUACGACCUGUUGAGAACUUUUUUCAAAAUCCCAUGCAUGUUAUCGUGAAACUUUCUAUAUUGGCUGUGUCAGCUGGUUAUGAAGCAUUAUCGCACUUCCCGUUUCCGCUCGUCAAUAUAAUAAUUAGUAUACUCGUAUUUCAUAUCGGCUCAAAUAUCUAUUCCAGAACAGGUUGUUUCAGAAACUUGCGCGUGUCGACUUGCAGUUUGAUUGUUAUUAUGUUCGAUUAUACUAAAUGUAAUUUGAUUGUUUGUGGAGGAAUUUUCAAUUCAAAGUACGUAUUUUGUAAAUUGUACUCUUGUGUGUCAAAAAAACACGCAUAAUCAACGAUUAACGGGGUCACCUUCAGUCUCAGUCGCAGAAAUCAUGCAAUACUGUAAUUUUACAAACU
Messenger RNA from Wyeomyia smithii (pitcher-plant mosquito), 1565 nucleotides. RefSeq lists its product as uncharacterized. Lineage: Eukaryota; Metazoa; Arthropoda; Insecta; Diptera; Culicidae. The transcript is spliced from 3 exons. The record is from RefSeq and is a predicted model, not a curated record. Bases 149 to 1069 code for a protein of 306 amino acids.